GUCGGUUGCCCGAGUAUUCAAGCGCCCAAGCUCACUGAAAGAGUAUACGAGUUAUGCAUGCUUGCCUUCGCAUUCCGGAAUUGACCACACUAAUAUGUUCAUUGGUGGUUGAGGGCGACAAUUUGCAGUCCCCGUUGUCAGGCGGUCGCAGGAGGUCUGCGAACAUAUGCUUGUUUGCGCUGGCUAGAACCUGUAAAGUCCUCAAAGAUCCGGCAUUGGAUGCACUUUAUCGCGACAUAUUCUGUCUUGGCGAUAUGCUCAGGUGCUUACCUAGUGACUUAUGGAAGAUUGAGGCGAAAGAGGAAAGCGGCUAUAGAGAACGGCCUUGGCGCACCUUCAGCUUCAAUCGCGCAAUGUCACGUAGCGACUGGCACGUACUGGAGAACUACACUCCACGGGUGCGGACAUUGGACAUCAACGGUCUCUCUGAUACUACCAUUCUCGCCGAUGGUGUCUUGGAUGGGAUACUUUCUCACUGCGGGGCAACUCUAUUCCCACAUAUACGCGCCCUUCAUGUCAGUUUCAGCAUCAAAGAAUCCUAUCUACCGCUAUUCUCUCAGUGGUAUCUCGGGCCAUCCCUCAGAGACUUAUCGCUGGGCUCUUCUUCGACAUCUUCUACAGCCGUACUCAUCUCUUUUAUUGACGCUGCUAUUCAAUCGAGCCAGUGCCUUCAGUCUCUCACUUUUCCUCACUCGGUGCCCGACGACCGGCUACUUGAACUUUUAUCGCUUGCGGCGAGACGGUUACCCCAGCUCAAAUCGCUUUCGAUCCCAUUGCGUGGCAGUAACGAAUCUAUUUUUACGGCAGUAGGCACCAUCCGAUCCCUAAACUCUCUUACUCUACUCCCUGGCUAUUACUAUCGUCAACCUACGCUGAGAGCAUCCCCGCGUGCACUCUCCCUUCCCAAUCUCACCCGCCUUCACUUCCACGGCGGAUGGGAGGGCGUUGGGAGCAUCAUAAAAGAUAUGCCAAUUAUGGAAACAAUCCAGUUUGUUUCGGUCUCAUUGUCGAGCAUCGGUCAAGCCGUCAACGCGAAGCGUGUCUUGGAGUCCUUGUCUACAAAAGUACCAGAAACACUACAGGGCAUUGACAUAACGAUUUGGGGAUGUAGGAGCUUAGCUAUGACGGACAACUUCCUGGAGCGUCUGGGCAAACUCCGUCAGCUGACAUCUUUCUCCCUAAGAUCGGAUUCAGAAAAACACUACACCGACAGGCACCUACAAUUCCUAGCGCAAACCUUCCCUUCCCUAACGCGACUACGCUUAGAAUCCAGCUGCGACUUUCCCACAGCGACACUUCGCGGGGUCGCCCAUCUGCUUCGUGGAUGUCCACAGCUGAAGGACCUCUCCCUCGCCAUUGAUGCCACCGUUUCCGCCGAGGCCCGUUGUAAGAAGUCGGCAGUUGACGCUCACAGCACGGCGAUGGCUUCUUAGGACGUCUCAGCAUCUCGUGUCGAUGACCGCGAAUGGGCCGCUCGUAUCAUUGCAAACAUGAUGCCGCAACUACAUGAUCUAUACGUAGGAUCGGAUGGCAGGUGGUGGCGUAAUGCUAAUGCUAGCCAAUGGGGAAGGUUGAGGCGUUGAUCGAUGCCGAGAGGAUGAUCAAAUCUUCGCGCGAUGUGCAGUAGGGCUAAUGGUCAGAUCGACGCGCAAGUUUCUCGUGUCAUAUUUUCGUACCGUCCCUCAUAAUAACUAAUACCCAUGUCUUUAUAUCUUAACCGCUCUAUAAUUACUUGAUGCCUCAC
Coniophora puteana RWD-64-598 SS2 is the source of this 1744-nucleotide messenger RNA. RefSeq lists its product as uncharacterized. The record is from RefSeq and is a predicted model, not a curated record. The transcript is spliced from 3 exons. Lineage: Eukaryota; Fungi; Basidiomycota; Agaricomycetes; Boletales; Coniophoraceae. Gene Ontology annotation, biological process: SCF-dependent proteasomal ubiquitin-dependent protein catabolic process. Gene Ontology annotation, cellular component: SCF ubiquitin ligase complex. The coding region runs from base 54 to 1433 and encodes 459 amino acids.